AUGGGCAAGUCGGGUCGUCGUCGUCGAGUGCGCAAGACGAAGUGCACGAGUGACCGUCCAGCAUGUGUCCAGUGCCUCAAGGCCGCCGCCGCAAAGGGCUGCGACACUUCGCUCGUUCGCUGCGUCUAUUCGGCUGCGUCAGUCUUUGCGACGAGCGAGGACAGGGAGUUCGAGGCUGCGCGGGGCGGGCGGGGCGCGCAGUGCUACUGGGGUGAGGGGAGGGCGGAGGGCGGGGGCGGUGGCGAUGCGGUGGCGCGAGAUGAGCGCGCGGAAGAGCCGGAGGAGGAGGAUGUCGCGGUGCUGCCCAGCGCGUCCGCCUCGACGACCGUCGACACGUCCGCCGAGCAGCCAGCUCGCUCGCCGUCUCCUGCUUCGUCGAUCGACACCUGCACCCUACCCUCUCGCUCACCUUCGCCGCCCGACACGCCGCCGACGUCUCCUUUCACCGCAAGGCUCGCGCCGACGCCGUUUCGCCCGCCGCCUCUACCUCUGCCCGUCUCGCCGCCUUCCAUUCCCUCGGCCUUCUCAACCGGUCGACUCGCUUUCCCGCCCUCCCCUACUCGCCCAGCACUCUUCAACAUCCCCGCUCGUUCAACCCUCGCAACCGCCUUCCUCGUCAACCCCGCCGACACGCUCCUCGACUCACCUCUCCCCUCACGCCUCACGCUUCGCACGCAAGUCCCGCUCGCCUUUUCCUCGACGUCGACUCCGCUCGAACCGCUCCCUUCGACGUUGGACGCGGGUUUCUGGGCGGGAGGACCGCUCUCCCACGACGAGGUCAAUGAGUGGCCGGGACUGAAGCAUGUUGCGAAGAGGAGCAUCGGAGGCUGA
Messenger RNA from Rhodotorula toruloides NP11, 831 nucleotides. RefSeq lists its product as uncharacterized. The record is from RefSeq and is a predicted model, not a curated record. Lineage: Eukaryota; Fungi; Basidiomycota; Microbotryomycetes; Sporidiobolales; Sporidiobolaceae. Bases 1 to 831 code for a protein of 276 amino acids. The transcript has 4 exons.